CAUCCCUGAUCUAAACAGACAGACAGACAGACAGACUGGAGAUGCUGCCCAUCCCUGAUCUAAACAGACAGACAGACAGACAGACUGGAGAUGCUGCCCAUCCCUGAUCUAAACUAAGGAAUGUAUUUUGUUUUAUUCAUUGUGAUUGGCUGCAAAUCAUCUAGACUGGUGUGUUUUUAAAAGAUGACAUUUCAUACUGCAUAGUUGACAUGAAUUCCCAUGGGAAUGGUUUAGUAUUUUGUACAGUUGCGAUUGACACUAAAAUCCAUCUGUCAUUUAACAUUUAAAUGUCAUUCAUAUCAACUCGUUACCGACAUAAUUGCCUGGCGGGCUGAAGAGAUACGGGAGAGGCUCUAAUCCCGUCUUUUGUCCCGCGGGGCAGUUAUGUCGGUAAUGAAUAAAAGGGGAAUUCUGGAUCACGUGAUAGAGCGGGCCGUGUGAGUUCUUGUUCACACCUGUCCGUGAAGCGGUUGUGCUGUGUGCGUGGUGUGUGUCACUGUGCGCUCCCCGGAGAGAGAGAGAGAGAGAGAGAGAGAGAGAGAGAGAGAGAGAGAGAGAGAGAGAGAGAGAGAGAGAGAGAGAGAGAGAGAGAGAGAGAGAGAGAGAGAGAGAGAGAGAGAGAGAGAGAGAGAGAGAGACAGAGAGAGAGAGAGAGAGAGAGAGAGAGAGAGAGAGAGAGAGAGAGAGAGAGAGAGAGAGAGAGACAGAGAGAGAGAGAGAGAGAGAGAGAGAGAGAGAGAGAGAGAGAGAGAGAGAGAGAGAGAGAGAGAGACAGAGAGAGAGAGAGAGAGAGAGAGACGGGUUGUCCUGUGCGUGGUGUGUGUCACUUUGCGCUCCCCGGAGAGAGAGAGAGACGGGUGAGAAAGUGCGUGAACAACCGGACCGGUAACCGGAAAUAAUAAUGGACAUGGCGGGACCGGCCAGUCAUCAGCAACGGAUAGUUGCUUCAGGUUGCAGUCCCGUGAGCCUGUCUGACUUUACCGAAGAGAACGAGAAGGGAAAAGUUCCAAGUCUUCACGGUAACUUUUCAUUCUAGAGAGAGUUGGGACAUCUUUAUGAUUAUUGUAGAAUGCUGUUGUCUAUUUAACUAGUGUUCCGAUUUUAUUUAUUUAUUUUUAUCGGUUACUGCCGGGUGGGUCUAGAGCCAUGGCGUUAUCGCAGAUCCAGUGUUUGGAUGAGAAUAACGUGAACCUCCGGACGCAUGAAUCCAAACCGGACUUUUUUUAUUCCGAGGACCAACGAUUAGCGCUCGAGACGCUUCUCCGGGAUGGACGCGAUGCCUUUAAUAAAUUCCUCCACGCGACCAGUCUCCGGUGUUUCCUGUCGGACCAGGAGGUGGACCAGUUGACCGGGGCAGUGGAGGUGUACGACCCGGAAUCAGAGCUCCGUCAGGGCGACUCAGACAGUGAUGAACUCCCGCUGUCUCUCCAGUACUGGCCGGAGCUGUCUGACUGCUCGCUCCCGCGGCUGGAUCUGGGCUGGCCGGACUGCGCGUCAUACAGAGGAGUGACUCGAGUCACUGUGUACGCGCAACCGCCACUGGACGGCCACACGCACAUCAAAGAGAUGGUCAGGAAAACCAUCGCGCAGGCGCAGAAGGUGGUUGCGGUGGUCAUGGACCAGUUUACAGACCUGGAUAUCUUCAGAGACCUUCUGGAGGCGGGCUUUAAGAGGAAAGUGUCUGUCUACAUCCUGUUGGAAAGAGCAGCGUUACCUCACUUCCUGUCUAUGGCCGAGAGGGCCGCCAUGCACCCGGGACACCUGAAGAGCCUGCGUGUGCGUGUGUCAGGGGGAGCAGAGUUCUUCAGCAGGUCGUGUACCAGGGUGAGAGGACGGCUGGGUCACAGGUUCCUGUUGAUAGAUGGAGACAAGGCUGUUUCUGGAUCGUACAGUUUCACCUGGACGGCGUCUCGUUUGGACAGACACCUGGUCACCUUGGUAACGGGCCAGGCGGUGGACUCCUUUGACCAGCUGUUCCGUGACCUCUACCUGACCUCCAGCGGGGUCGACCUCCGCAGGGUCACCACGGAGACGGAACCGGAGCCAGAGCCCCUCCCCCGGGCCACCCCCGUCGCUUCUCUCUCCGCAGCUAACGCCAGGAAGCUGUUCAGCCCUAAAUACGCCGUGGUGAUCGGCAACGCUAACGCUACCAGCGCCGGCCCCGUCUCCUCCGGAACCCAGAACUCCAACUCCCAGAACCCCCUGAAAACAAAGGUGCGUGUCCGGGAGCCAGUGGAAGCUCUGCCCCUCCACCCGGGAUUGGCCCAUCUGGAGAAAGCGUACCUGAUUCCGUACCUGCCCACCUGGCCCGAACCCGACCCCCCCCAGUGAUGUCAUCGGGUUCAUCAACGUGCGGGACGCGUCACGGUCGACCCAGGUGCACCUGCAACGCUCCGAGAGGUUUGAAACGAGCCG
Molecule: messenger RNA, 2415 nt
Organism: Oncorhynchus nerka (sockeye salmon)
Lineage: Eukaryota; Metazoa; Chordata; Actinopteri; Salmoniformes; Salmonidae
Product: protein FAM83G-like
Exons: 5
Coding region: 1147-2331 (394 amino acids)
Biological process (GO): signal transduction
Molecular function (GO): protein kinase binding
Source: RefSeq, a predicted model, not a curated record